AAAGGGGAGGGCUAUAGCGCACUUCUGCUGUACUCUAGAAGUUCAACGAUAAAGCAAAGCCGCAACUGGUCUGGAUACAAUGGCCAGACGAAAAGAGAAAGUUUGCUUGUGCAUAAGUAUUCCGAUUAUAUGUAUUAUUAUAAUUAUUAUUAUUUGUGCGACUCACUUUAACGAGGAGUGUGCUGAUGGACUUUUCAAAAAAGCAGCAGUGGCAGCAGACUCGGAAACCUGCUCAAAGAUCGGGCGAGAUAUACUGCAGUUGGGUGGCUCGGCCGUAGAUGGCGCCAUUGCUACUUUACUGUGCACGUCAAUCAUAAAUCCUCAGAGUAUGGGCAUCGGUGGAGGAUCUAUAUUCACAAUACGGGAACAAAGUGGCAAAGUGAGAAUAAUCAAUGCCAGAGAGACUGUCCCAAAAGCUUUUAAAACAGAUCUUCUUGCCAUGUGUCCACCAACAACACAGUCGAUGGAAGCUGCUCACUGGAUCGGUGUCCCUGGUGAUAUCCGUGGCUAUGAGCGAGCUCAUAAACUGUAUGGACGUCUGCCUUGGGCCAGUUUAUUUGAGCCCACUAUCAAGAUGGCUAGAGAGGGUGUCCCUGUGCCUUAUGUGCUCUCUCGAUUUUUGCCACUUCUUGAAAACGUGAAGCCAGAAUCAUUACCAUUACGCCAGUUAUUCCAGAAUGAAAAAGGUGAGCUGUUGAAAGAGGGGGACAUUGUGAGAUUUGAGAAACUAGCAGAUACGCUUGAGAUCAUCGCGAAACAUGGGGCGGAUGCUUUAUAUGUUGGAGACAUUGCCAAAGAACUUGUCAGUGAUAUACAAAAUGCAGGCGGAACAGUAUCUCUAGAGGACUUGAUGUCAUUCAAGGCAUCUGAAUUUGGUGCCUGGGAAGUGACUCUAGGAGAGUAUGACAUGUACUUUCCGCCACCGCCAGCAGGUGGCGCUACACUCAGCUUCAUACUCAAUACCAUGCAAGGUUUUAACCUAAGUCCUGCAUCUCUGGAGGGGGACGAGAAGGUCUUAACAUUUCAGCGUUACGUAGAAACCUGUAAAUUCGCCAACGGUCUGAAGAAGUUCAUGAAAGAUCCCAAAUUUGCCUCUCAAGCGGAGGCAGUUGAGAUCAUUCAGAAGCAUUUUGCGGAUAAAGUGAGAGAAAAAAUCAGCCCUGACCGCACUUAUGAUGCCAGCUACUACAACACCACUCCAUACCUGGACUCUCAUGGCACCACACAUGUGUCCGUGCUCGCUGAGGAUGGUAUGGCAGUGUCUGUGACCAGCACCAUCAACCAAAUAUUUGGAUCCAAAAUUUUCUCUCCCAAAACAGGCAUUAUCCUCAACAAUCAACUUGCAGACUUCUGUGGGAAAACAGACCAGAUUCAUGCUGGGGAGCAGCCCCCAUCCUCCAUGUCUCCAGUGAUCCUUUAUUCCCCAUCUCAGAAGCACACUGUGGUCAUAGGAGCCUCAGGUGGCAGUAUGAUCACUACCGGGGUGGCUCUGACUCUCAUGAACUUCCUGUGGUUCGGCAAGACUCUGCAAGACUCCAUCGACGCCCCUGUAGUGUUUGUGGACUCCAAAAACAUCCUCAAAUUUGAGCCCUUGUUUGACAAGAUUGUUCUGGAGUCACUUUACAAGAUUGGGCACGAAGUCAAAGUCCCAGUUCAUUUUUAUAAUGUGGUAAAUGCAGUGUCAAAGGAAAACAACUGCAUAGAGGCUGUAUCUGACUCACGGAAACAUGGAAAGGCUGCAGGGUAUUGACCUGGAGUUCAGCUGAAGACUAACUCACACAAGCUCUUCUUGAUGCAUCUGUGUUGUGUUUGUAUGAAGUAAACCACGGAUAUGUGAAGUUUUGAUGUUUUACUAUGCAAAAACAUGAAAAAAAAAAAAAUCAUAAUAUUCAUUUUACUGUAAAUAAUGUGUGUUAUAAAUACAUUUUGUUGAUAAGUACAGUAUAUAUAUAUAUAUAUAUAUAUAUAUAUAUACACACACACAUGCACGCACACAUACACACAGUACGUGAAUGUUAUGUGAAUGGUCUGCAUGCUUAUGUUCAACAGUGAUGAAUGAAAUUAAUCAAAAUAUAUUUCUAAUGCUACAAAAGAUUUAUAUUUUAAUUAAAGGCUGUCCUUUUGAAUAUUAUAUUAUUUAAAGAAUCUUUAAAAAAUGUUUCAAAGAAAUUAAGCAGCACAAUGGUUUUCAACAUUGAUAAAUGUUUCAUGAGCAGCAAAUCAGUAUAUUAUAAUGAUUUCUGAAGGAUCAUGUGAGACGGAAGACUGAAGUAAUGAUGCUGAAGAUUCACCUUCGAUCACAGAAAUAAAUGACAUUUUAAUAUGUAUUAUUUGAGUUAUUUUAAAUUGUAAUAAUAUUUCAAAAUAUUACAGCAUUUCUUAAUUAAAUAAAUGCAUCUUUGGUGAGCAUGAAA
Molecule: messenger RNA, 2414 nt
Organism: Carassius gibelio (silver crucian carp)
Lineage: Eukaryota; Metazoa; Chordata; Actinopteri; Cypriniformes; Cyprinidae
Gene: ggt5a
Product: gamma-glutamyltransferase 5a
Exons: 12
Coding region: 80-1750 (556 amino acids)
Biological process (GO): leukotriene D4 biosynthetic process; inflammatory response; glutathione catabolic process
Cellular component (GO): plasma membrane
Molecular function (GO): glutathione gamma-glutamate hydrolase; leukotriene-C(4) hydrolase activity
Source: RefSeq, a predicted model, not a curated record